AUGAAAGAACCAUUGAAUACUGAACCAUUUGUCGAACCAUUACAACCAUCUCGCUUUCACAAAGUAUACAGUUAUCUAUCAUCAAAUCCUUACUUUGGGGCUGGUGCCGGACUUGCAGGCCUUGGAGUGUGUUUGUCGAUCACUCGGAAAUUGAUAGUUAUAUCGAAUACAAUAUUUAGAAGACGGUUCUUGAUAUCGUUGCAAAUCAGUAAUGAGGAUCCCGCAUAUCCAUGGUUACUGGAUUACAUUAAUCGAAACAGCGCACGUCAAACUCGGCAAAUAUCGGUGCAUACUUUAAUUAGCCAAGCAGAAAGUGGCCGAACUAUUACGAAUUUUACGUAUUUACCAGGACAUGGAAUGCAUUAUUUCACAUAUAAUUAUCGAUGGAUACAGGUAGAAAGGCAACGAGAAAAGCAAGUUAUACAGAAAGGAAAUUAUCGCACACCUUUUGAAACUGUCACAUUAACAACUUUAGGUACUGAUGUACGGUUUUUAACAAAUUUGCUCGAUAAAGCCACCUCGGAAGCACUGCAACAUGUCGAAACGGGCUUAGUUGUUUAUCGAGCUGCAGGACCGGAAUGGCGUCGUUUCGGUACACCAAUGCGGAAAAGACCUAUAAAAUCGGUUGUGUUAGACGAGGGUAUUGCAAAUGCAAUCGUGAAUGACUUUCAGGAAUUUAGCUCAUCUUCCAAAUGGUACACAGAACGUGGAAUUCCAUACCGUCGUGGUUAUUUAUUUUACGGACCUCCUGGAUCCGGUAAAAGCAGUUUUAUUGCUGCAUUGGCUAGCUAUUUCGGUUAUAGCGUGUGCAUGCUGUCACUCAGUGAACGAACCCUUGAUGAUGACCGUUUAAAUCAUCUUCUGAACACUCCACCUCCUUAUAGUGUGGUGGUAUUGGAGGACGUGGAUGCCGCUUUUGGUUCGCGCGACGAUACUGUACAGUCUUCAAAGGCGUACGAAGGUUUGACAAGGGUGACAUUUUCGGGACUACUGAAUGCGAUUGAUGGUGUUGCUAGUGCAGAUGAACGAAUACUUUUCAUGACAACUAAUCAUGUUGAUCGUCUUGAUCCAGCUUUGAUACGUCCAGGUCGUGUUGAUGUGAAACAAUAUUUUGGUUACUGCACCGAGGCUAUGUUUUCUGAGAUGUUCAAGCAUUUCUAUGGUGAUAAUAUUACCGAAGAUAUGGCUAUGAAAUUUCGAAACGCUGCGGUAGCACUGAAUGUACAAAUAAGUCCAGCUCAGGUGCAGGGAUACUUACUACUACGCAAGGAAGAUCCGCAAGCCUCUAUUGAUGAUAUCGCAACGAUCACAUACUGUAAAUAA
Molecule: messenger RNA, 1323 nt
Organism: Brugia malayi
Lineage: Eukaryota; Metazoa; Nematoda; Chromadorea; Rhabditida; Onchocercidae
Gene: Bma-bcs-1
Product: mitochondrial chaperone BCS1, putative
Exons: 10
Coding region: 1-1323 (440 amino acids)
Biological process (GO): mitochondrial respiratory chain complex III assembly; protein insertion into mitochondrial inner membrane from matrix
Cellular component (GO): mitochondrial inner membrane
Molecular function (GO): ATP binding; ATP hydrolysis activity
Source: RefSeq, a predicted model, not a curated record